AUGGCUUUUCUUGGGCUGGAAAGGGAUCAGCGCUCGGAUCGAUCCUCCUUGGAUCCAGGUGUGACGGCUGAGCAGAUGCACAGCUUGAUGGAUCUUCUGGGCGUAGCCAAGGAGGAGGAGCAGGAUGAAAACAGCAAACCACCCUCUGUGAAUCCAGCUGGCCGGACAGGCGGCAAGCCCAGCCAGGCUCCGCCGAACAUGAAGGUCGCUGUCAGAGAGCCCAAGAAGAAGGACAAGCAGGCCAUUUGGCUGCCAGAGGAGUUCAAGGCAGCAUCCGGCGUCGUCGUCAAAAAUGAUGGAGACGACCGUGCCAUUCCAAGAUACGAGGUGCUUCCGCGUCAAAGGCUCCAGGCAUCUGAUGCGUACCUCAACUUGCAGGACAUGGAUCCUUCCAGUGACAGGUGUCAGGAGCUGCUCAUUAAGAUUUGGCUCCCAGGAACACAGCUGAAGGAUAUCUCGCUGGACGUGCUGGAGGAUCGCAUCUUGCUGCAAGCUCCAAAGCACCAGCUCAACCUGGCAUUGCCCCAUCGAGUCAGAAAGGAUUCUGGAAAUGCCAAGUGGGACAAGCUUGCUGGGAUGCUCUCCGUCGUAGUGCCGGUGGACCAGAAGGCUGGUCACCCUCCUUACCCACCUUGUCCUACUCUAUCGAGGAGGGCGGAGGUGAAACAACUGCGGUAG
This is a messenger RNA of Symbiodinium sp. CCMP2456, 678 nucleotides long. NCBI's taxonomy places the organism in Eukaryota, Dinophyceae, Suessiales, Symbiodiniaceae. The record is from the annotation of a GenBank genome assembly.